AUGGAAGGGAUCCGGUUAGAAGAUACUCCUCGCUCAGAUGCCUUUCGGCAACUCCACGACGCAGAGGAACUAGAACAAUUACGGCGAUACAAAGAUUUUACCACUAUUGAUUGGAUCCAAGACUCAAUUCUCGAGCGUAAUCGACGUCUAAGGACCUCGCGCGAUAUUCAGUCCUCACUUCGAGAUGCACAGGGGGGUAUCAAUCCUCCAUGGGCGAAGGCUCAAAUACAAAAAUUGAUAGCUACCGGGCAAAGCUGGUUUGUUGUGAGCCUUGUAGGCGCGUGCAUUGGGAUGAAUGCUGCCCUUAUAUCUAUCAUUACGGAAUGGCUUUCCGACUUGAAGAUGGGUUAUUGUGUGGAUGGGUGGUGGCUAAACCAGCAAUUCUGCUGCUGGGAAAUCGAUGGGGAGGAAGAAAGUGCUUGCGCAUCCUGGAGGCCAUGGAGCGCGUAUUCACCUGGUCGAUACUUGGUCUAUGUAUUGCUAGCGAUGCUGUUUUCUCUUAUCUCAGCGCAUUUGGUCGACUCAUUUGCAAAGUAUGCUGCUGGGUCCGGAAUCUCAGAGAUAAAGUGUAUCAUUUCUGGGUUCUCUCGCAGCCAAGGGAAGAUGCGUGAGAUUUUGACGGCCGCAUCUGCUGCUGGAGUCGCUGUCGCUUUCGGAUCGCCAAUCGGGGGCGUUAUGUUUUCCAUCGAGGAAAUGAGUCACACAUUUAGUAUCAAGACCAUGUGGCGUAGCUUCUUUUGUGCGCUUGCUGCGACUGGCACUCUUUCUGCCAUGAACCCGUUUCGAACUGGCAAAUUGGUAUUGUUCCAAGUGACCUAUGAUCGUGAUUGGCACUUCUUUGAGAUCAUAUUCUUUGUUAUUAUUGGUAUCUUUGGGGGUUUAUACGGUGUUCUAGUUAUCAAGUUCAAUUUGCAAGUUGCCGCGUUCCGAAGAAAACAUCUGGUUGGCUAUGGGGUCGAAGAAGCUGUCUUCCUCGCGACAAUCACAGCAAUUGUCAGUUACUUUAACAGAUUUUUGAGAAUUGAUAUGUCCGAAAGCUUGGGUAUUCUUUUUAAAGAAUGCGAAGGAGGCGGUGAUUACAACAAUCUCUGCCAAUCUUGGGCUCAGUGGCCAAUGGUCAACUCCUUAUUCUUGGCAACUCUUGUUCGCACCGUCCUUGUAAUUUUAUCUUAUGGAUGCAAGGUUCCGGCGGGUAUUUUCGUCCCAUCAAUGGCUAUUGGCGCUACAUUUGGUCGAAUGAUUGGCAUUAUUGUCAAAGCAAUGUAUACAACAUACCCCACCUCUUCUUUCUUUUCCUCCUGUCGCCCCGAUAUUCCAUGCAUCACACCUGGAACAUAUGCGCUCUUGGGCGCGGCAGCUGCAUUAAGUGGAAUUAUGCGGAUUACCGUGACCGUAGUAGUUAUCAUGUUCGAAUUAACUGGCGCGUUGACUUAUAUAUUACCAACUAUGAUUGUGAUUUUAGUGACAAAGGCAGUCGGUGAUUGUUUUGGAGGUGCCCGCGGGAUUGCCGACGAGAUGAUCCGCUUUAAUGGUUACCCAUACCUUGAACGUGAUGAGCAUUCCUUUAACAUUCCGGUGUCAGGUGUUAUGCAAAGGGAGUUGCAUACUAUGUCUAUCACUGGUAUGACACUCCAUGAAGUCGAGGAGAAGCUUGAACAUACAACCGUCCAAGGAUUCCCCAUAGUAACCACGGACCCACAGAAAAUAUUGAUAGGGUAUAUAGGCCGAACUGAGUUGCGCUAUGCAAUCGGCAAAGCUCGAAGAACGCGAGAUAUUCACCCGAGCACACUUUGUAAUUUUGAGCCCCCUUCCAUCGACGAGUCUCAGGCGCACGAUGCCACCGUGGACACGGAUGUCGUACGUGAAUUAGCAGGUGUGGAAGAAGACGACCAUGCGGGUAUUACUCCCCUUGCUGCCUCAGCAGACAUAAUACAAUUUGGUCCCUGGGUAAACCAGACCCCUCUAUGUGUGGGACCCCAGCUCCCGCUUGAGAUAGUUACGGAUCUAUUCAACAGAAUGGGGCCACGAGUCAUACUUGUUGAGCAUCACGGAAGUCUGGCAGGGUUGAUAACAGUCAAAGAUGUACUUCGCUUUAUGGCGUCUAGUGAGCAUGCGCAUUCAGCUACAGGGUCAGUUUGGGACAACCCUGGGGAACUCGAUGCUUUGCUAGAGGAAGCUUGGCUGUGGGCAGGGAACCUUUGGCGAUCGAUAUUAGCUACGAGUCGUCGCAUUGUUCGACGAUAA
Rhizoctonia solani is the source of this 2244-nucleotide messenger RNA. Its product is annotated as ClC voltage-gated chloride channel protein. The record is from RefSeq and is a predicted model, not a curated record. Lineage: Eukaryota; Fungi; Basidiomycota; Agaricomycetes; Cantharellales; Ceratobasidiaceae. The coding region runs from base 1 to 2244 and encodes 747 amino acids. Gene Ontology annotation, biological process: chloride transport; intracellular iron ion homeostasis; transmembrane transport. Gene Ontology annotation, cellular component: endoplasmic reticulum; Golgi apparatus; membrane. Gene Ontology annotation, molecular function: voltage-gated chloride channel activity. The transcript has 18 exons.